This is a messenger RNA of Aquila chrysaetos chrysaetos, 1901 nucleotides long. RefSeq names its product dual specificity phosphatase 4 (gene DUSP4). Gene Ontology annotation, molecular function: MAP kinase tyrosine/serine/threonine phosphatase activity; protein tyrosine/threonine phosphatase activity. Gene Ontology annotation, biological process: negative regulation of MAPK cascade; endoderm formation; protein dephosphorylation. The record is from RefSeq and is a predicted model, not a curated record. Lineage: Eukaryota; Metazoa; Chordata; Aves; Accipitriformes; Accipitridae. Gene Ontology annotation, cellular component: cytoplasm; nucleus. The transcript has 4 exons. The coding region runs from base 26 to 1162 and encodes 378 amino acids.
CCCCCUCCCCUCCCCCUUUCCCGCCAUGGUGGCCACCGAGGGUCUGCGGGAGAUGGAGGGCAGCGCGCUGCGGCGCCUGGUGUGCCGCGACGAGGCCGGCCCCGGCGGCCCCGGGCGGUGCCUGCUGCUGGACUGCCGCCCCUUCCUGGCGCACAGCGCCGGCCACAUCCGCGGGGCGCUCAACGUGCGCUGCAACACGAUCGUGCGGCGGCGGGCCAAGGGGGCCGUCAGCCUGGAGCAGAUCCUGCCGGCCGAGGGCGAGGUGCGGGCGCGGCUGCGCGCGGGGCUGUACGCCGCCGUCGUGGUGUACGACGAGCGCAGCCCGCGCGCCGAGGCCCUGCGCGAGGACAGCACCGUGGCGCUGGUGGUGCGCGCGCUCCGCCGCGACACGGCGCGCGCCGACAUCCGCCUCCUGGCAGGGGGUUACGAGCGUUUCUCCUCGGAGUACCCUGAAUUCUGCGCAAAAACCAAGUCCCUGAGCAAUGUGUCACCCCCCAGCAGCGCUGAGCCCCUGGAUUUGGGCUGCAGUUCCUGUGGGACCCCUCUUCAUGACCAGGGUGGCCCUGUGGAAAUCCUUCCCUUCCUCUACCUUGGCAGCGCCUACCACGCUGCCCGGCGGGACAUGCUUGAUGCACUGGGCAUCACAGCCCUGCUGAACGUCUCCUCAGACUGCCCCAACCACUUCGAGGGGCACUACCAGUACAAGUGUAUCCCCGUGGAGGACAACCACAAAGCUGACAUCAGCUCCUGGUUCAUGGAGGCAAUUGAAUACAUAGACUCGGUGAAGGAGUGCUGUGGCCGGGUCCUAGUCCACUGCCAGGCUGGUAUCUCCCGCUCAGCCACCAUCUGCUUGGCUUACCUGAUGAUGAAGAAGCGUGUCAAGCUGGAGGAGGCCUUUGAGUUCGUCAAGCAGCGCCGGAGCAUCAUCUCCCCCAACUUCAGCUUCAUGGGGCAGCUGCUGCAGUUUGAGUCGCAGGUGUUGGCCACCUCAUGCGCAGUGGAAGCUGUCAGCCCCUCGGGGACACUGCGGGAGCGGGGCAAGGCCACCUCCACCCCCACCUCCCAGUUUGUCUUCAGCUUCCCCGUCUCUGUGGGUGUCCAUGCCACCCCCAGCAGCCUCCCAUACCUGCACAGCCCCAUCACCACGUCGCCCAGCUGUUAGCUCAGGGGCUGGGGCCAGCCGGGCACAUAGUGGCAGGCGCGGAGGGGGCAGGGGGGCAUGGAACCCCAUGAUGUUAAGCAAUAGUGCCGGACACUGCCAUUCACCCUGGACUCAAUGUCUUUUUCGUAGAGAAAUUUCUUACCUCAUCUUGGUUUUUUUGCUUUUUAAUUUUAUGUUUUGAAAGCACGGGAAAUUGUAAAAGCCACAAACCCUGACAUUUUCCAGGCUCUUUGGGGGAGGGAAAAAACAGUAUACUGGGUUUCCUCAAGUGCCUGGUCUUCAUCUCUUUCCGUCCCCAUUUUAUUGUGGGGUUUUCUAAACAAAAAAGACACACCUCCCCGUGUUUCUGCCCCUAGCUCAUCUGGGUUGAAAAGGGAGCAAUACCCUCCUUUUAUUGUGCAGCAGUCUUCCCCCUUGCACAGACUGACAUGGGUGUGUGUGGUGGGUGCUGCUUACCUGAGCCAGUUACACUGGGUGACAUGCAGAGCUGCAGGCAGGGCCUUGGGGCAAGCAGGAGUGGUGGUGGCACAGGGCUGCCUGCAGUCAGCCUCACCCCUGCCAGCGCCUGGGGAGGCGAUGCUGCAGCUUUUGGUCCAAGCCUAGAAAAUGCCUCAUCUUCACUUCAACCCACCUGGAGCCUUAUUUCCCACCCUGCCUCUCUCCUUCCCCCCCGUCCAAUCCAACACACAAGAUGCCUGUGUGGCUGAUGUACAUAUGUAUGGUUUUGUUCCUUUUUUUU